This is a messenger RNA of Urocitellus parryii (Arctic ground squirrel), 1008 nucleotides long. RefSeq names its product zinc finger protein 488 (gene Znf488). The record is from RefSeq and is a predicted model, not a curated record. Lineage: Eukaryota; Metazoa; Chordata; Mammalia; Rodentia; Sciuridae. Gene Ontology annotation, biological process: regulation of DNA-templated transcription; oligodendrocyte development. Gene Ontology annotation, cellular component: nucleus.
AUGGCUGCUGGAGUGUCCACCUUGCUCAGCCUGCCCAGCCCCUGCUGAUCAAUGGCUGCUGGGAAAGGGGCUCCUCUGAGCACUUCAGCUGAAAACAGAUGGGGGAUUAGUGGUCCUGAGCAGAGCUUGGGUCACAAGCAGGUGCUGCUUGAGAAAACAAACCACUUGGGCUCCGUUACUGCCACAAGUAGGGGUGGCCUGGUUGUGGGUAGUGCUGAGUUGGCUGUGCCAACAGUUCCAGACAAGCCCAGUCUGGGCAAGCCACUGCCCAGGAAGGCACAUGGGGAAGAGAGGCAGAGUGCUUUCAUGGACGUGCCACAGCUCCAUGAGAGACGAGGGGGUGAUCAGGAGAAGGAGCACAGAGAUGCUUCAGGCCAGCCUGACCCUCAGCAGCAUAGCCAAGAUGUUCCCAGGACCCCAGUGGGCAGCACAGUCUCCUCUGUGUGGCCUGGCACGGCCCGAGGUGAGCAGAGGAGCGCCUUCAGCAAACCCACCAAGCGCCGAGCAGAGAGGCCUGGGCCAACCUCCCUCUUCCAAGCAGGUGAAUCUGCAGACUCCCUAAUGGAGCUCUCAGGAUUUCUCAGUACUCUAGAUAUCCCUUGUUGGGGUGGAAUGUCAACUUCCAAGCUGGUGGUUGGCGAUUUCUGGAACUUGCACACAUUGUCACAGAAUGCUCUGCUCUGCAGCACUUUCCAGGGUGCCCCUGUGCUGUGGCUGGAGCACACCCAGGCCCAGGUCCCCACAUCUUCUACAGCCUCACGGGCCCUCCUGCCACCCACAAUCACCUCCCUGGGCUUCUCCACCCAGAACUGGUGUGCCAAGUGCAGCCUCUCCUUUCGCCUGACCUCUGACCUGGUCUUCCAUAUGCGAUCCCACCACAAAAAGGAGCAUGUGGGACCUGACCCACAUUCUAAGAAGCGCAGGGAAGAGGCCCUCAUCUGCCCUGUUUGCCGUGAGUAUUUCCGGGAGCGCCACCAUCUCUCCAGGCACAUGACUUCUCACAGUUAA